AUGGAUGCGCCGUCCCCGCAGCCGGCAAAAGCCGCAGCAGGCCUGCUGCCCCCGGCCAGGACCACGCGGCAGUCGGCGCCGGGGCGCGCUCCGCCGGCCAACCGGACGAGCCGCCGCCGACCCGAUGCCGUCAUCGCCGACGAAACCGCGCGGGAGCUGCAGGCCACCUGCCAACGCCCGAAGGCGCCGGCAUCGACCGAGCCUGUCGCCGGCCGCACAGAGCCCCACCGCCGCGCCGCCGUCGUCACCCCGGCCAGAUCUGGCGGGGCGAUCGGAGCUGGCGACGCCAUCGCCGGAGCCGCGCGGAGCCCUUCCGCAGCGCUGCCGACGCCGCAGAGAGCCCCACCACCACGCCGUCAACGCGACCUCACCAUCCCGCCGCCGCGACCUCGCCGCCCAGCCGCCAUUGUCGCCAUGCCUACGCCGGGGCGAGAUGGAGCCAAGAGAGAUGGCCCCGCCGCCGCCAUCCCAGCGCGUCGCCCGGAAUUGCCGGCGGCGAAGCAGGGAGGAGGGGAGAGGGGCGGCGACGGCUAG
This is a messenger RNA of Oryza sativa Japonica Group (Japanese rice), 534 nucleotides long. The record is from RefSeq and is a predicted model, not a curated record. NCBI's taxonomy places the organism in Eukaryota, Viridiplantae, Streptophyta, Magnoliopsida, Poales, Poaceae.